CGAGUAUAAUAUGGACCGGGCUAAUAAGUAACCGAAAGCCUGACCCGACAAGUUCCGGGUCAUCAAUUACUCUCUUCUUCUCCCCCAAGCAACUUCCCUUCAUAAUAAACUCACAAAUCAUCUCAAUAUUUGCCCUAAUUCCCCAAUUAAUUUCACAGAAAGAGUCAGAUCAACAAUCAGGCAAAGAUGGAAUGUGUUUUCGGAAUGGUGGGAAAAGGGUUUGCUCUGGUGGUAGCAGAUUCAUCGGCGGUCAACAGCAUUCUCGUUCACAAAUCAAACGAAGACAAGAUCAUGGUUCUUGAUUCUCACAAGCUUAUGGGCGCCAGUGGUGAAGCUGGUGAUCGAGCUCAAUUCACAGAGUAUGUACAGAAAAAUGUUGCUCUGUAUCAUUACCGAAACGGAAUCCCAUUGACUACCAAGGCUGCUGCAAAUUUCAUGCGUGGUGAGCUUGCAACAGCUCUAAGAAAGAAUCCUUAUAUGGUGAACAUUGUGCUAGCGGGCUAUGACAAAGAAACAGGCCCAUCUCUAUACUUCAUCGACUACAUUGCAACCCUGCACAAGGUCGACAAGGCAGCAUUUGGUUACGGGUCAUACUUUGCAUUGUCAAUGAUGGAUCGUCACUACCACCCAGACAUGACGGUUGAUGAAGCCAUCAAGCUAGCUGACCAGUGCAUCGAGGAAAUAAGAUCCAGGCUCGUUGUGGCUCCACAGAAUUUUAUCAUCAAGAUUGUGGACCAAGACGGGGCCCGUGAACACUCGUGGCGUAGGACCACAAAGGAUUAAAAGACGGCUGUAAUACUUUAGGAUCAUGUUUGGUUCUCUCUUUGUUUGUUAUCUUGGUGAAGAUUUGGGACUAAAUGUUGGACCUUGACGGUUUGAUUUGUUAUGUGAUCGUUGAACUGUUAUAUUGUUCUGUAACGGAAAAGUUCUUUGUUGAAGAUGCUAU
Helianthus annuus (common sunflower) is the source of this 946-nucleotide messenger RNA. Its product is annotated as proteasome subunit beta type-2-A. Gene Ontology annotation, biological process: proteasomal protein catabolic process. The coding region runs from base 187 to 783 and encodes 198 amino acids. Gene Ontology annotation, cellular component: nucleus; proteasome core complex, beta-subunit complex; proteasome core complex. Lineage: Eukaryota; Viridiplantae; Streptophyta; Magnoliopsida; Asterales; Asteraceae. The record is from RefSeq and is a predicted model, not a curated record. Gene Ontology annotation, molecular function: peptidase activity. The transcript is spliced from 3 exons.